AUGAUGAGCAGCAAGAGACUCCAGAAGGUCGGUCACUUUGUUUCGCCGACUUAUGAUGGUAUUUUGACCGGAAUGCAGGAGCUCCUCAAAAUCCAAGGACAACUGGCUCCCGGCAUCACGCUGGUAUCAGCAGACAACCUCAAGACAUGGCUGAUGGAUAUGCAAAUCAUGGACGCAAACCCACUCUACCAAGGUCAAACCUACCGCCUCAAAUUUGAGUUCAGCUCAAACUAUCCGAUAGGUAUCCAUCUUCUGUCCAGAACGUCUGCCUACCAACUGACCAUUCCCUUCNNAGAGCCACCAGAGGUUGUCUUCAUCCGCCAUCCGGAUCGCCCCAUUCCCAUGCAUCCUCACAUCUACACCAACGGUAUCAUCUGUCUGGAUCUACUCGCUUCUCAAGGAUGGUCGCCGGUGCAGAAUGUCGAGAGUGUCUGUCUGAGCAUUCAAAGCAUGCUGACCGGCAACUCCAAGAAUGAGCGUCCUCCUGGUGAUGCCGACUUUGUCAGGAACAACCGUCUCCGCCCUCGCGACGUCGCUUUCCACUUCCACGACAAUGAGGUUUGA
Messenger RNA from Aureobasidium uvarum, 564 nucleotides. NCBI's taxonomy places the organism in Eukaryota, Fungi, Ascomycota, Dothideomycetes, Dothideales, Saccotheciaceae. The record is from the annotation of a GenBank genome assembly.